Molecule: messenger RNA, 1997 nt
Organism: Culex pipiens pallens (northern house mosquito)
Lineage: Eukaryota; Metazoa; Arthropoda; Insecta; Diptera; Culicidae
Gene: Zip102B
Product: zinc transporter ZIP9-A
Exons: 2
Coding region: 403-1305 (300 amino acids)
Biological process (GO): zinc ion transport; transmembrane transport
Cellular component (GO): membrane
Molecular function (GO): metal ion transmembrane transporter activity
Source: RefSeq, a predicted model, not a curated record
CCUACCUACGAGCACCAAGUUUGUUGUUUUCAUCCGCGAAAUCGCUUCUACUGCGUCUGUCCACCGAAAAUUGGCUCUUUCAAAUGAACUCGCGCGCACACACACUCUUCAAGAGAAUCGGAGAGUCGAGUCGUCGUGUGUUUUUAGUGUUGUCUCUGCGGUUUGGGGUGAAGAAAAACAUUUGUUUUUGGACACGUCGCGGGAUUGCUGCACUCUAUCAUCAUCACUGUUCUGAAAGGGCCUUGUGAUCGCGGACGGUUUUCGCAACCGAGAGUGUGGUCACCUGUUUGCGGUGUUCCGGGGAACUUUGUGAAGGGCUUUGCAUUUGUAGAUGUGGCCGGGGUUGAGGUGGAAAGUUUGAGGGUAAAUUUUGCAGACUAGGCUAUAAAACUCGCAGUCAAAAUGGACGAGACCUGGAUGUUGCUGCUGCUGGUGAUUGUAAUGCUGGUCGGGUCCUACCUGGCCGGUAAUAUUCCGCUGGUCGUGACGCUUUCGGAGGAAAAGCUUAAAAACGUGUCCAUCUUCGGCGCUGGAUUGCUGGUGGGAACCGCGUUGACCGUCAUCAUUCCCGAGGGUAUUCGAUCACUGUACGAUGAGAGCAAGUUGGAAGCAGCUGCCGCCAAGGAGACCUCGGAUGCCCCUGGCCACAAGCAUUCCGACGAUGAGCACUCGUCUGCGAUCGGACUCUCGCUCGUUCUCGGCUUCGUGUUCAUGAUGCUGGUCGACCAAGUUUCAUCCCGGCGAAAAGAGGGCUCCAACGAGCGCAACCUCACGGCCACGAUCGGCCUGGUGGUGCACGCGGCCGCCGACGGAGUCGCUCUUGGUGCCGCAGCCACCACUAGCCACUCGGACGUCGAAAUCAUCGUAUUUCUCGCCAUCAUGCUGCACAAAGCCCCCGCCGCCUUCGGCCUGGUCAGCUUCCUGCUGCACGAGGGCAUCGAGCGCCAGCGGAUACGGAAGCACCUGCUGAUCUUCUCCCUGUCCGCGCCCCUUCUAACCCUGCUAACCUACUUCGGCAUCGGCAGCGAGCAGAAGGAAACUCUGGAAUCGCUCAACGCCACCGGCAUCGCGAUGCUCUUCUCCGCCGGAACGUUUCUGUACGUGGCUACGGUGCACGUACUCCCAGAGCUGACGCACAACACCGGAGGCGCUCACGGCGGCCAUCGCGGCCACGACUACAGCCUCCUAGAGCAAGCCGGCGGCAAACCCCCCGUCGCCCCGAACGGUCUCAAAAACUCCGAACUCUGUCUGCUCAUCCUGGGCGCCCUCGCGCCCCUCUUCCUCACCAUCGGACACCACCAUUGAGCGCGGUGCGGACCCAUCCGGAAUCAUUGCCAAAUUAUCGUUUUUCAAUCGUGCUAGACUAGAGAACAAAAGCACAUCUGUGAAGAGAGACUAAUUGAGGACACGUCGAGGCUCGAGGACGAACAGGUUAAUUUUUAAUGACCUGGCACUCGGCCUAAAAGUGUCGUGUCCCCGUUGUUCCGUAAUUAUAUUCUUUUUUAUUUUUUUACACACAAAAAAAGUGCAAGCAAUGCGAAAGACUCGUUUGUUAUCGCUCGUUUUAACUUUAGUCGUAUUAAAUAAUACAUUCUAAACUCAAUUUCUUUAACCUUAGUCAGCGAAACUUGUAGCGUCGUCGCGUCGCGACGCUCAUCCACCUACCAUAAAACAAAAGUAAUUCUUGGCCAAACAGCACGAGGGUGCCCGCGAGAAAGCUUAGACGACGAAAUAAGCUUUCCCACCUUCGUCUGUACGACGAAGAGCGGCUAGAGAUGUGCGUAUGAAUGUAAUGUUUUACGAUGUUGGGCUUAACCAGCAAGCUUGUGUUAGCAGCGCAAGGACAAGGCUAGUUUUAUUGAACAAAAAAAAUGUAGCGGCGUUUGUUUCGGUUGUUGCUACUAACUGCAAUUAUAUUAUUAAAGAAUAGUGUAUACAUGUACUGAGCGUGGAAAGAGCGCGUUUCUAGAAAGGAAAUACAUUGAAUUAAGCAGUAA